AUGAAAAAAGACGAAGCUCUAAUAAUUUUGAAGAAAUACAUUACAGAAGAAGAUUGUCUAUUUUGUUAGAAAUAUGGAAGAGUAACAACAGAUAAAAUUAAUUUUGCACCUCUUCUCAAUCGAGUAAGAAAUAAUCAUAUAGUAAUUAGGCUUUAUACACAAAAUAUUCUUAAUCUCAAUGGAAUGGAAAAAAAUAUGAGGACUUAUUUUCUACAAAACCAGUAUCAUGGGUGAUUCAAUUUAAAGAUAGAUUAACAUUUGAAGAUUAUGAUGAAUUUCUUAAGAGGUAUAAAAGAAAAAAGUAUUUGCGUUUAUUAGGUUUUAUCCAAAGAGUGAUUAAUAAUCUAAAUUUGAUUAAUUAUUAGAAUACUAUAAGUAUCACAAAGACAUUCCAAGAAUGUUUUUACCAAGAGUUUCUGAUUUAGCAAUUUAUUUUUAUGAAAAAAAGAAGUAAAUUAUUUUAAGAUUAAAAUAUUAGAUAGAUAGAGUAUAGAAAGAUAAAAUUUAUGUUGGGCAUUCCUGUUGAUGAUGCUAGUAAUUGUACCUGUAAUCAUAUAGAAAUAAUUAGAAUAUGAGAAGCUUAAAGAAGAUAUCAAAGUAUUAAAUAGCAUAACUCAACAAACUCAAGUUUCUAGUCUUUCCCUAUUAAGAGAAAUCUUAAAAUCUAAAGCUAGUGAUGAAAUAAUUGUAAUUAUAUCUCAUAUAUCCUUAGAAUAUAGAUGCUACAUGGAUGACUAUGAAUUAGUAAUAGUAAUAAUAAUAAAAAUCUUAAUAUCCUCCUAAUUUGAAAUUGCUUAAAUAAUUAAUAUCCAAAAAUACUCAAUUUUAUAAAGACAAAUAAAAUAUUUAUGUAGCUGGAAUUAGUAAGAAGUCUAUUCAAAAUUCACCUUAACAAAAAGGGCAUCUCAAGACUUUAAGUAAAGAGAUAUCCCAAAAGUCAUUAGUUUCAUCUAAUAAAAUAAUUAAUAAUAGUAAUGGAGAUACAGAUUUAUAGAAAUUUUUAAAGUAAUAAAUUUUAUCUUAAAAUCAUGCAAAUCCAUGUAUAUCUAGUUCAAAAUAAUCUGCUAAAGCUAAUCAGAUAUCAAAUUAUCAAUCUAAAUAAAAUAGUAUUCAUUAUAUUACUAGCACUCGAAGUAUAUCUUCAGAGCAAUUAAAAUUUAUAUAAUCACAAUAACCAUUGAAAUAAAUUAAUAGUCCUAAUUUAAUUAUUCCAACACAUAAGAAAAGUUAGACCCAAACUCAUUAUACAGAGAUAAAUUCACCUAAUAAGUAUUCUAAAUAAAUCUCUUUGAAAAUGCACACAAAUAUGGGAUAAGAUCUAAAAUAAUAAUUAAUUCAAACAAAAUCCUCUGAAAAACUCUUUAAAAUAUAUACUACACAAUCAUCUGUACCUUUGUCAACAAACAUCAAUAUCAAUAUUAACCAACUUAAUAUGAAUAAUUUAAAUAUUAAGACACCCUUUUAAUAAUACAAAGCUAUGUUAGACAGUCCAAAAAUCAAUUCAAAAUAAAAAACACAAUCUAACAUUGAAACAUAAAGGAUUACUAGUGCUUAAAAGAGUACAAGUUCUUAGAAAAAAACCUAAAUCUCAGUUUAAUAGUUAUAUGUCUAAAAAAUCAAAUCAAAAAAUAAAAUGAUGAAAAAAUGA
Messenger RNA from Paramecium pentaurelia, 1648 nucleotides. Lineage: Eukaryota; Ciliophora; Oligohymenophorea; Peniculida; Parameciidae. The record is from the annotation of a GenBank genome assembly.